Molecule: messenger RNA, 435 nt
Organism: Oryctolagus cuniculus (rabbit)
Lineage: Eukaryota; Metazoa; Chordata; Mammalia; Lagomorpha; Leporidae
Gene: MTLN
Product: mitoregulin
Biological process (GO): positive regulation of mitochondrial membrane potential
Cellular component (GO): mitochondrial inner membrane
Source: RefSeq, a predicted model, not a curated record
GUCUGACCCCGCCGCCGCGCCGUAGGCCGCGCCGCACCCGGGCGGGCGCGAUGGCGGACGUGUCCGAGCGCACGCUGCGAGUGUCGGUGCUGGUGGCUUUCGCCUCCGGAGUGCUCGUGGGCUGGCAGGCGAACCGGCUGCGGAGGCGCUACCUGGACUGGAGGAAGCGGAGGCUGCAGGACAAGCUGGCGGUGAUGCAGAAGAAGCUGGACCUGGCCUGAGACCCCGCGCGGCCACCGGGGCCAUGCCUCUGGGCUGGCGCUCCGGCACGAGCGCGCGCCUGAGCCAGGCUCGCCUCCCUCGCCGGCUGCCCGGCCGGGCUCGUCCCGCAGUGUUGCAGCUUGUCGACGAUGGACGUGGAGCACGGGAAAGAAGGACUUUCUUCUUGCACUUUAUGAAUUAGUUUUAUUUUUAAAAUAAAGUAUUUUAAACGUC